This is a messenger RNA of Mus pahari (shrew mouse), 694 nucleotides long. RefSeq names its product cytochrome c oxidase assembly protein COX14. Lineage: Eukaryota; Metazoa; Chordata; Mammalia; Rodentia; Muridae. The coding region runs from base 227 to 400 and encodes 57 amino acids. The record is from RefSeq and is a predicted model, not a curated record. Gene Ontology annotation, cellular component: mitochondrion. The transcript has 2 exons. Gene Ontology annotation, biological process: mitochondrial respiratory chain complex IV assembly.
UGAGCGUGCGGAAGAGGGAGGCGGAAACCGGAAGUUCAAGGCUAGCUCUCGCUUUAGUGGGCGAGUUUUCGCAGGGGUUGUCGGGUCCCGAGCGGGGCUGCGCACCAGUGGCUGUCGGCGUCGGUGUCUGCCGCUCCCUGUCCUGCUGCGGCCGCGCGACUCUGCGAGUGGCAGACUGAGCAAGCGUCGCUCUGACGCGGCCGAGUUGCAGCCUCCAGGGGAAGACAUGCCAACUGCCAAGCAGCUAGCCGAUAUCGGCUACAAGACCUUCUCUGCCUCAAUGAUGCUCCUCACUGUGUACGGGGGUUACCUCUGCAGUGUGCGUGCCUACCGUUACCUCCAGCUGCGCAGUGCCAGGCGCCAGGCCGCAGAAGAGCAGAAGACCUCAGGAGUCCUGUAGAGCAGCAAGGCGUGAGAAAAAAGGAUUUUCCUGCAUGUCAUCCCUGGCGAGAACUAGACCCCAUACCUUUCAAACCUGCUGGGCUAAAAUGCCACGGUUUCUGUAGUGCUGCUGGCUUGUGCCGUUCUGACAGUUUAUGGAGGCCAUCAAGUAAUGGGAAUGUGAGAGUGAGGUUUAUUACAGAGAUUAAAUAUUUUAUACUUUGUUUGUGUUUUAGUGGUUCUGUGUACCCAAAGAGUGUAUGGCUUAUAGAGGUGUGGCCCUGAAUUCUCUAAAAGUUUGGUCUCUUUUUUU